Molecule: messenger RNA, 4572 nt
Organism: Tachysurus fulvidraco (yellow catfish)
Lineage: Eukaryota; Metazoa; Chordata; Actinopteri; Siluriformes; Bagridae
Product: putative mediator of RNA polymerase II transcription subunit 26
Exons: 5
Coding region: 114-2741 (875 amino acids)
Molecular function (GO): GTP binding
Source: RefSeq, a predicted model, not a curated record
UUUGGCAUUAUUACACCCUGUGAUUGCCUUGAGAUAGGUUUGAGUUAAACGUGGGGGUGAGAUAGGCAGCUCAAAUUCUGCUUUCGUUUUUGAGCUUUCAUGGUUGAUAGGAAAUGGCGGCGAACAAAGAUCAAGCAUGGCAAAGGAAGAGGAGGAAGAGUAAGCCCCCAACUCCAACAAAUCCAGCAUGGCAUAAGAAGAGGAGAAAGAGCUCACCCCCAACAAUGUCAGGAAGUGAUUCCUCAUCACCAGUGUUGAACUUGGUGUUGUGUGGAUGUGAUGAAGCAUUAAAGACCUCCAUAUCAGACCUGAUAUUAGAGGAUGUGAAGACUGGAGAAGUCUGUGGACAGCGUCUCAGGCUGGAGGUGAUGCCAGCUCUCUACAACACUCAUCUCUCAGAUGAGGAAGUGAUGUCUGAGACUCUUCGCUGUUUUUCUUCGGAUAAUCCUGUCCAUGCUUUUGUUUUCAUCAUUCCUGUUGGUCCUGUCACAGAUAAUGACAAAGGAGAAAUAGAGACGAUUCAGAGAACCUUUGGUACAAAAGUCUGUGAUCAUAGUUUUGCUCUUUUUACCAACAAGAACUUUAAUAAAGCUGCUGCAAUUAACUUUGUAGAGCAAAGUUCAGAAAUGGAAGAAAUUCGACACAUGUGUGGGGACAGAUAUAUGAUCUUGGAGAAAGGAAAAAAAAAUAAACACAAACAGGUCACAGAACUGUUAGAGAGAGUAACAAAUAUGAGGAGGAUUUAUUCUCUCCAAAUGUAUAUUGAGGCACAGAAAGAUGGAGCUAAACAGCCACUAGAGGAUGAACCGACUGAAAUGAAGGAGCACCUUGAAGCAAAACAACAGGAAUCAUGUGCAGAGGGUGAAAACUCCAUUUGUUUGAGAUUAUUACUGGUUGGAAAAACAGGAAAUGGAAAGAGUGCAACAGGAAACACUAUUCUAGGAAGAGACGAAUUUGAGAGUGACGUGAGCUUGAAUUCUAUGACAAAAAUAUGUCAGAUGGGAUUGGGAGAAGUACAGGGCAGAUCAGUAGCUGUUGUGGACACUCCAGGACUCUUUGACACCUCACUCUCAAAUGAAGAAGUAACAGAAGAAAUUGUGAAGUGUAUCUCAAUGUUAGCACCAGGACCACAUGCCUUCAUCAUUGUGCUUAGUGUGGGAAGGUUUACUGAGGAAGAGAAGCAAACACUGAAUCUGAUUAGGAAGAUGUUUGGUCCUGAUGCUGUGAAGUACACUAUAGUGCUGUUUACUGGAGGAGAUAAACUGAAAAAUAAAACACUUGAAGAUUAUCUUAAAGCUGGUAAUAAUCUAUAUCUCAACAAUCUAAUCAGAGACUGUGGUGGAAGAGCUCUCUUGUUUAAUAACACUAUAGAAGAUACCAGACAAGUUAGUGAGCUUCUCCAAAGGAUCGAAGAAAUGAUAAGGUUCAACAGGGACAAUUACUUUACCAAUGAGAUGUUUGAGGCAGAGAUGUCGAUACAACAGAAACAGAAGGAGAUGCUAAAAGAGAAAGAGGAGCAGAUGCAAGCUGAAAGAGAGGCUCUGAAGGACAGAUAUGACGAAGUACUGGAACAGAUGAGGAAUAAUAUGAAGAAAGAGAGAGAGAGAUCGGAAGAGGAAAGAUGUAAAAGGGAAAAGAUGUUUAAGGAGAGGGAAGAAAAUAUUAGGCGAGAAUAUGAGAAGAAAGAAGAGAAACAGAAAAAUAAAUGGUUGAAAGAGAACCAAAGAAGAGAAGAAGAGAAAAUACGACAGACUGCAGAAAAUAAACAGAUUUUGGAUGAGAUGAGGAAAAAACUACGCGAUCAAAAAGCUACAUUUCAAACUGAAAGAGAUGAGGAGAGCAGAAGAAGGGCAGAGAGAGAAAGAGAGAAUAAAGAACACUUUAAGCAACAACAAAAUGAAGCAAUAAGAAAACUAAAACACAAACAGGAAGAAGAGAUUAGAAAGAGAGAUAGGGAGGAACAAAAGAGAAGAAAAGAACAGGAAGAAGAGAGAGCAAAUUGGAAGAGAAAAAUGAAUGCAGAAAAUGAUAAAGCGAUUAAGGAAGAAAUUGAAAGGAAACUGAGACAACGCGAGAUGAGAUGGAAAGAGCAGAUGAGAGAGAGAGAUAAAGAAGACAAGAGAACAAAAGAGAGACAUGCUGAAGAACUGAGAGCACAAGAGGAAAAUCAGGAGCAAAUGAGAAAAGAAUUUGAACAGGAAAGAGAACAAGAGAGAAAUGAGUGGCAGGAGACAGAAAGGAGGAAACGAGGGCAAAUAAAGAAAGAGUAUCAGGAAAAUAAAAAGAAAAUAAUACAGAAGUAUGAGGAACGGGAAAAAAUAAGGCAAGAAAAAUGGAAUAAAAAAAUCAGAGCAGAAAAUCAAAGAAGAAUAAAGGAGAGACAGAGUUUAAAGAGAAUGAAAAAGGAAAUGGAAGAAAAAAGGAAAAAAGAAAUGGAAGAAGAAAAGCAAAAGGAAUUCAAAAAGAGAGAAAGAGAAGAAAAAGAAAGAAGAGACAAAGACAUAGCCUACAAGGAAAUGAAAAAUUACUAUGAAAUGAAAAUGAAUGAAAUGGAGACCAAACAUCAGGAUGCGGCUAGAAAAAAAGCAGAGGAGAUGAACGACCUGGAAGCAAAACAUAAAGAUCACAUACAAGACUUGAUUAACAAACAUCAACAUGAUUAUAAACUUCUCAGUGAUCUGUAUGAAAGUACAAAAGAGGAAGGAAAAAAAAGCAAAGGAAUGAUGUGCAUUAUCAACUAAGAGCUUGAUCAGAAUUAAUAAAGAGCUCCAGGCUGUUGAUCAUGUCUACAUUUGAAACAUUGCAGAUGAUCGUACGUAUGAUGUAGGUUCACAGGAGAGGAUUGUUUUCCAAACCAAUAGUUUCAGUGAGAUUCAGUGUUGUCAUGUUCUUGUGUGCUUCAUUUUACAACUUACAUGGUACCAAAUUGUGUUUAGUGUGUGUUUAGCUUUGUACCAGCAGCAUGUAAUGCAUAAAUGUCUUAAACAGCAGCAUGUGUGGAGGGUGUGGAAAAAUAGAUGUGGGACUGUUUACAGUCUGUGCAGCUUUAUCCUGGUGUUAAAGAAUCUCUGUUCUUGUUCAAGAAGAAAGAAAGACGAGACCUUUCGUAGAUAAACUUUGCCAAACAUUUAUUUCUAAUGGGGGUAGCUCAGUGGUUAAGGUGUUGGGCUACUGAUCAGAAGGUCACGGGUUCGAACCCCAGGUCCACCAAGCUGCCACUGCUGGGCCCCUGAGCAAGGCCCUUAACCCUCAGUUGCUCAGUUGUAAGUCACUCUGGAUAAGGGUGUCUGCUAAAUGCCGUAAAUGUAAAAUGUAAAUGUAAUUCACUGCUCCUGACCUCCAGUGAGACCUUCGACAAAGUCAUUAUAUACUACCAUAACUUUUGUUCUUCUUCCCUUUUUUCAAGUUGGAACUGUUAGCCAACAUUGCUUUGCUUUCAGAACAAGAAAUAUGUCACAAACAGCCUUUGACUUAUAAGAGAGGAUCACAUUCCUCCUGCUGCUGUUAUAAUUAUUUCUUUGCAUUUGUUCCUUGUCAGACCUUCAGAGAAUCUGAAUGUUUACAGAGCUAUAAUGUAAGAGGAAAACUGGAGAAAUGAGGUGGAUUUUUUUUAGCUAGACAAAAGAAAAAGAAAAAGAAAAACAUUGAUGUUGUUGAGACUUCAGGGAAAGUUUGGCAAGUCGGCACCUUGUGAUGAUUCAACAGCCACUGAAUUCUUUGUGAUGUGUGGAGGUGGUCUUGGACAUCACAAAGAAUUCAAUGGCUGUUGAAUCAUCACAAGGUGCCGACUUGUACCUGACUGCUUCAAACAACUAUGAGAUGACGGAUGUAAUGGAUGUAAAGAGAUGGGAUUGGAUAUUGUGAUUGGAUACAGAGAGAGGAAAGGAGUGAGGCUUUACUGACUGUCUUUGUAAGGUGCAGGUAAACUCUGAGAUUUUGAGAAUGUUAUGUGGAUUUUGUGUUAUGUAUUAAUCAUAUUGUACAUUUAGAAAUAUUGUAAUGCUUCAAUAUAGAACAAAAACCCUUUAUAUUACGUCUGCUAUGCAGAUACAGGUUCAUUACUAUCCUUAUAUUAACUAUUAUAUUAUUUUAUCCAUAUAAGAAGGUCAUGUGUAUACAUGUAAUAGUAUUACUGAAAUUUAUUUACUUUAUCUUGAUGCUCCAUCCUUUCCUUUUCAUCUUAAAUUGAAUGGAGUGCUAUGAGUGUGCUAAUUUUUCAUGAAUCUGUAUUAUACUGUUCCAAGAAGCAGAUACAUGAUUACAUUUACAUUUACAUUUACAUUUACAGCAUUUGGCAGACGCCCUUAUCCAGAGCGACGUACAUAAGUGCUUAAAUCUCUAAUACUGAAUACAUUAAUGCUGGUUCACUAGGUUACAUACUUAAGAUACCAUGAGUUUAAAACUAAAACUGAUUAGAUGAUGAGAGAAUCGUGUCAAUCAGAAGCCUGAGCAUGUCAAUAUGAAAAAAAUCAAUAUUUUUGUUGACUUAAUAAUACAUGGUAAUUAAUGUCUGAAUACACUGGAUAAGUAUUCAUUAUUUAAUUUAAAUAAAUCAUAUAAUCUUUAUAUUAA